UUCAGAGUGGCUGGGACUGGAAAAAAAGAGCUGCUUUGCUAACGUUAGCGUCCACCGAGCUAACGGUAGGUAGCACCGGAGUAAACAUGGAGCUGUCCGCCGUCGGGGAGAGGGUGUUCGCUGCCGAGUCUAUCAUCAAACGGAGGAUAAGGAAGGGUCGCAUUGAAUACCUUGUGAAAUGGAAGGGCUGGUCUCCCAAAUACAGCACUUGGGAACCAGAGGAGAAUAUUUUGGACUCCCGCCUGUUUGCCGCUUUUGAGCAGAGGGAGCGUGAAAGGGAGCUCUAUGGGCCCAAGAAGAGAGGACCAAAACCCAAAACGUUUCUGCUAAAGGCUCAGGCUAAAGUUAAAGCAAAGUCUUAUGAGUUCAGGAGCGAUGCAGUCCGAGGGAUGCACAUCACCUACCCAACCCCAGAGCCGGUUAUCACCCCCAGGGCCAGAGAGGGCCUGAGAGCCGUUGUUCCCACCAUCUUCCCACCCAGUACCGUCAACCGUGGAGAAAGUGUACGUGUCAGACCACCAGAAUUGUCCCGUGAGCACCAGCAGCUUGGCCUCCAGCAAACUGGUCCUGAUGGGCUCAUCCACAUACCCAAAAAGAGAGGGCCAAAGCCUAAGCCCCGGUUUAAGGACAGCAGCUGCGGCCCUGCUGUCUCCGAGCCCCACAAGAGGAGAGUGGAGGAGCAGCUGAGCCACGGCCCUCACAAACUGGUCAAGCUCCAGGGGGGUGAAGAUAUGAGGCUGAUCAAAGUAGCCCAGAGACAUCCAGAGAACUAUGGUCACAGCCAUAAACAUCACCACCAUCACCACCACCACCACCACCACACACACAACCGGGGAAUGUCCGGUGGAAGCUCCUACAAGCAGCUGUACUCAGACUGCAGCCUGCAUUCACACAGGACAGACAUGGACACGCACAGGACUAAAGACGGCUCCAGCUACCUGGCACCUGCACACUUCAAGCACCAGUCCAAAAUGAGCCAGAGCCGGAGUCGCUCUGUGCAGAGUCCAGAGAUGGAAAGGCCUUACUUCUUGGACAGGCCGUCCCCGACCCGGCUCCUGGACAACAUGGAUGAAGUGACGUGGAGGCCUUCCCUCUGCAACGUGGAAAAGGUCCUGGUGACAGACGUGACCACCAACUUCCUGACUGUCACUAUCAAGGAGAGCAGCACUUCUAAAGGCUUCUUCAAAGACAAGAGAUGAUUUCUUUAUGGCAAGCUUCGUUUUCUCU
This is a messenger RNA of Scomber japonicus (chub mackerel), 1227 nucleotides long. It is a transcript of the gene cbx8b, whose product is annotated as chromobox homolog 8b. The transcript has 5 exons. The record is from RefSeq and is a predicted model, not a curated record. Bases 87 to 1199 code for a protein of 370 amino acids. Lineage: Eukaryota; Metazoa; Chordata; Actinopteri; Scombriformes; Scombridae.